Strongylus vulgaris is the source of this 1674-nucleotide messenger RNA. NCBI's taxonomy places the organism in Eukaryota, Metazoa, Nematoda, Chromadorea, Rhabditida, Strongylidae. The record is from the annotation of a GenBank genome assembly.
AUGGAUGGAAUGAUGAUGAUGGGCCUGUUCAAAAGUCGUCCUGGGAUACACCUUCGCCACGCUCCGUUUCCUCUUCUCGCCGAGGAGACUCGGAACGAAGUGUAUCAAGUAUUUGGCGUAGUGAACGACGCCGUCGAGAUGAAGAGCGGAAUAGAAAACACGAACCUGUCGACGAAUCUACCAACAUUUUACGAUGCGGAGGAGAAGGCGCAAUGGGAGGCUGAACAGAAAAUUAUUGAAAGAGAGUGGUAUGAUAAUGAUGGUGGUGUUUACGACGAGGAGUACAAUCCUUUUGCUAAGGUUAGCGAGGAAUUUGUGGAAAAGCGAGAAAAGCAAUGGCAAGAAAAGACGACUGGGCCCCGUCUCACUUUGAAACAACAAUCUAUAAAGCGUGAAAAUGAACUUUGGGAAAACAAUCGGCUACACAGAUCAGGAGUUGUUGCACUCACUGACGAGUUGUCCAGUGUUUUUGAUGAUGAAACAGAUGAAAAUCGUGUCCAUUUGCUCGUCCACAACAUUGUCCCGCCGUUUCUGGACGGAAGAAUUGUCUUUACUCGGCAAUCUAAGCCAGUUAUACCAGUGGUGGAUACAACAUGUGAUAUGGCUGUUGCUGCAGCUCGUGGCAGUAAAGUGGUUCGGCAAUUUCGAGAAUCGGAGGAGAGAAAAAAGGCUCAAGAGAAGCACUGGGAGCUUGCUGGAAGCAAAUUGGGUAACUUGAUGGGCGUAAAGCAGAAACCAGACGAAACUGCAGAAGAUGACGACGAUGCAAAUGAUUACAAGGGAUCUCAUCAAUUUGCUACACAUAUGAGCGAAAAAACGGAGGCAGUGUCCGAUUUUGCGAUGGAGAAAUCAUUGAAGCAACAACGAGAAUAUCUGCCAGUUUUUGCCUGCCGACAAAAAAUGAUGACUGUGAUCCGAGAGAAUAAUGUGGUCAUCAUCAUAGGAGAAACAGGUUCAGGAAAAACUACGCAGCUAGCCCAAUAUCUGCUGGAGGAUGGAUUUGGAGACACAGGCAUUAUUGGAUGUACUCAACCUCGUCGAGUUGCCGCAAUGAGUGUAGCGAAGCGUGUUGCUGAUGAGAUGGGUGUGGAGCUUGGCCAAGAAGUGGGAUAUGCAAUCCGAUUUGAAGAUUGCACUUCUGAGAAGACGGUGAUCAAAUACAUGACAGACGGUAUCUUGUUGAGAGAGUGCUUAGGAGACGGUGAUUUGGAUCAGUACAGUGCCAUAAUCAUGGAUGAAGCUCAUGAAAGAUCAUUGAAUACGGACGUAUUGUUCGGCCUUCUUCGUGACGUCGUCGCUCGCAGAACUGAUCUGCGCCUGAUCGUUACUUCAGCGACUAUGGAUGCUGAUAAGUUUGCAAAUUUCUUUGGAGGGAGUUGCCCGACGUUCACUAUUCCCGGUCGAACGUUUCCUGUUGAGAUUUUUCAUGCAAGAGCACCGGUAGAAGAUUACGUUGAUGCUGCUGUCAAGCAAGCAAUUACUGUGCAUCUUGGCGGCAUGGAAGGAGAUAUUCUAAUUUUUAUGCCUGGUCAGGAAGAUAUUGAAGUUACAUGUGAGCUUAUGAAAACACGUCUAGGAGAGCUUGACGAAGCUCCUCCAUUAGCAGUGCUUCCCAUAUAUUCCCAGUUACCCAGUGAUUUACAGGUAUCUUUCAUCACUUUCUUUGAUUUCUGA